GUAUAUUUGUUGCAGGGUUUUUGUCUGGAUAACAUUUCUGUUGAUUGUUGCUUUAUACUGUGCAAUGUGCAAUCUUGUGAAAAUGUUGCGGAUGAUUAGGCUAAAAAAGUCUCUUUUGAUAAGAUUGAAUUAUGCAUAGCGGACAUAUUAAGCUUCUUUUUACAGAGUCAACAACUCAACAAUAGAAGAAACACAACAAAAAUUCAUCUACACCUCUUGGUAUUUUUCUUCUCGUAUUCAAUUCCUUCGUUCGUGUCAUCGCCGAUCACCACAAAACCCUAAUUCACACCUUCAAAUUCAAAUCUCAAUCUUUACUUCGACAUAAACUGUAAUUUCAGCUUUUGUUCUUAAUUAAUCACUGCCACCAAGCAACAUCAAAUUCAAACAGCUGUACUCUGUUUUUAUCUAACACCUGCCAAUUCACACCCAAAGCUUAAAAGGAAUGGGUUCUAUUCUGAGUUCACAUAAUACUCAGAUGACCAAAGAAGAAAUGGAAAGUGCUUUGAAUAAAGCUAAGGAGAUCGCUGCCUCUUCCCCCGUCUUUGUUUUCAGUAAGACUUACUGUGGUUACUGCAACCGGGUCAAGGCUCUACUCAAACAGCUAGGAGCAACCUACAAGGUCCUUGAAUUGGAUACAGAGAGUGAUGGGGGUGAGAUUCAAGCAGCUUUAGCUGACUGGACAGGGCAAAGGACAGUACCUAACGUGUUUAUUGGAGGCAAACACAUUGGUGGUUGUGACUCUGUUUUGGAGAAACACCGUGCAGGUCAAUUGGUUCCUCUUCUCAAUGAUGCUGGAGCUAUUGCCAAUAACACUGCUCAGUUCUGAAUAGCCACAGUAUUUCUCGCACAAAAAUAUUUGUGGCAUUACUUUGUAUGAAUAUACUAGUAGUAAACCGCACAACAAACACGUGUAAUAAUGCACUUUAAUUACUAGUACUAGUAUGUUUGUGGAGAUAAAUCAAAUUGUUUGAAUGCUUAUUGAAUGACAAAAAAUAAUUAUAAUUAUAAUUAUAAUUA
Messenger RNA from Trifolium pratense (red clover), 1017 nucleotides. RefSeq names its product glutaredoxin. Gene Ontology annotation, molecular function: glutathione disulfide oxidoreductase activity. The record is from RefSeq and is a predicted model, not a curated record. The coding region runs from base 443 to 826 and encodes 127 amino acids. Gene Ontology annotation, biological process: cellular response to oxidative stress. NCBI's taxonomy places the organism in Eukaryota, Viridiplantae, Streptophyta, Magnoliopsida, Fabales, Fabaceae. Gene Ontology annotation, cellular component: cytoplasm. The transcript is spliced from 4 exons.